Coffea eugenioides is the source of this 1722-nucleotide messenger RNA. Its product is annotated as probable serine/threonine-protein kinase PBL7. NCBI's taxonomy places the organism in Eukaryota, Viridiplantae, Streptophyta, Magnoliopsida, Gentianales, Rubiaceae. The coding region runs from base 201 to 1382 and encodes 393 amino acids. The record is from RefSeq and is a predicted model, not a curated record. Gene Ontology annotation, biological process: protein phosphorylation. Gene Ontology annotation, molecular function: protein kinase activity; ATP binding. The transcript has 6 exons.
CACACAAAAAGGAUUGUUAAGUGGAAUUAAUGCAACUGACCACUUUUAGUCACUUCAACGUUCAAACCUUUAAUUCUUUCCCCCAAAACAAAAAAAGUUCAAACCUUUAAGCUUAAAAAAAAAAAAAAAGGCUACUCAAAAAACAAAGACCCCCAUAAAUUUUCUCCAAUUUCUUCACUUCAUUUGCAUUUCCAGCUGAAAUGGAAGCAGAAAAUGAUGAGUACAAGAGAAAAGAGCACUUAGUGCUGGUGACAAUCCUAGUCUUUGCUUCUCUUGCCAUUGCUUCUUUGCUGGUGGCCUUUAGCUACUAUUGCUACAUUAGGAACAAAGUCUCCAGGCGCUUGGAAAAAGCGAGGAAAACGGUUGCUAAUGAGGAGAAAGCAAGCAGUUUUGCAAAUAUUCAAGUUGCUACUCAGAAAGGGCUUCAGGUUUUCACCUUCAAGCAGCUGCAUUCUGCAACUGGUGGUUUUGGGAAGUCUAAUAUAAUAGGACAUGGUGCAUUUGGUUCUGUCUAUAGAGGAGUGCUUCAAAAUGGGAGGAAGGUUGCAAUUAAGUUGAUGGAUUCGGCUGGAAAGCAAGGAGAAGAGGAAUUCAAAGUAGAGGUGGAACUUCUAAGUCGACUGCAUUCACCUUAUCUGCUGUUGUUGAUUGGCUACUGCUCAGAAAGCAAUCACAAAUUGCUGGUCUAUGAGUUCAUGGCAAACGGUGGUCUGCAGGAACAUUUGUAUCCCAUCAGUGGUUCUAAUAACGUCUCUUCAAGCUUGGACUGGGAUACUCGGUUGUGUAUCGCAUUAGAGGCGGCAAAAGGCUUAGAGUAUCUGCAUGAACAUGUUAGUCCCCCGGUAAUUCACAGAGAUUUUAAAAGCAGCAACAUUCUUUUGGAUAGAAAUUUUCAUGCCAAAGUUUCUGACUUUGGGUUGGCCAAACUUGGAUCUGAAAAAGUUGGUGGGCAUGUUUCGACCCGGGUUUUGGGUACUCAAGGAUAUGUUGCCCCGGAAUAUGCAUUAACUGGGCAUCUGACAACAAAAUCAGAUGUCUAUAGUUAUGGUAUUGUUCUGCUGGAAUUACUGACGGGCAGAGUCCCAGUUGAUAUGAAAAGGCCUCCAGGCGAAGGUGUUCUUGUAUCCUGGGCAUUGCCACGACUCACAGAUAGAGAAAAGGUUUUAGAGAUUAUGGAUCUUAGAUUGGACGGUCAAUACUCAAUGAAGGAUGUUAUCCAAAUUGCGGCCAUUGCCGCAAUGUGUGUACAGCCUGAGGCUGACUACAGACCGCUGAUGGCUGAUGUUGUGCAAUCCCUGGUCCCAUUAGUCAAAAACCACCGUCCAACCUCAAGGCCUGGUAGCUGUUCUAGCUUCCAUGGUCCCCAGUCUCCGAAGGUUUAGCAGGACAGUGAUAAAGCAAGCAGGUGAAAAUAAUGGACUAAAAUUCGUCUUUGUAGUUCUGAAUUGUUCUAUCCUUGUAAGCUAACAACUGGAGGGAACACUUCCAUCAGUUAUUCAAGACUUCUGCAUUCUGUAUCUCUUUUGACAGAAACUAGAUUAUCAUGGUAAGCUUCCUGUGUGUUCUCUAAGUUAUGCUUAAUGAUUAUGCUUUAGUUGAACAGAUGUUGCAAAUGAUAGAGUCAGGGAUGUAUUAAUUCUUGUUUCACACUAGUUGUUCAAUAUUAAAUAUGUCUAGUCCUUGUGAGGUGUAAGUUCACAAUAUAAUGAUUUCUAAUCAAUA